Molecule: messenger RNA, 1021 nt
Organism: Drosophila subobscura
Lineage: Eukaryota; Metazoa; Arthropoda; Insecta; Diptera; Drosophilidae
Product: chymotrypsin-2-like
Exons: 3
Coding region: 23-862 (279 amino acids)
Biological process (GO): proteolysis
Molecular function (GO): serine-type endopeptidase activity
Source: RefSeq, a predicted model, not a curated record
CAACUUCUACUUUAUAUCCAACAUGUCUUGCCGUCAUCGAGCACUCUCCUUACCAGUCUGCCUGCUGCUGCUGCUGCUGGUGUCCUGCACACAGGCUGAACUCCGACGUCGCGCUUUUACUGCCGCAACUGGUGGCAGCUCCGCGGACAAGUUUAGUUCGCGCGUGGCAGGCGGCCAAGUGUCCGAUGUGAAGGCGGCACCGUAUCAGGUUUCGCUGCAGAAUUCUUACGGCAACCACUUCUGUGGCGGUGUCAUCAUUCACGAUCAGUAUGUGGUCACCGCAGCCAGCUGCUUGGCCGGACUGCGCAAGAGCAACGUCAAAGUGGUGACCACCACGUACAACGAUUGGGGCCUGGAUGGCUGGGAGUAUGCCGUGGAGGAGAUCAUUCCACACUGCCACUUUGAUCAGCCGCUGUACCACAAUGACAUUGCCCUGAUCAAGACAAAAACGCUCUUCCUUUACGAUGAGGUGACACAGAACAUAACCAUUGCCCCGCUGGAGGAUCUUGUGGAGGGCGAAAAGCUGACGAUGUACGGCUGGGGCAGCACCUCGGCUGGCGGUGACUUCGAGUGGGAGCUGCGACAGCUCGAUCUGACCUAUGUGCCCCCAUCGAAGUGCAAUGCCACCUAUGGCGGCACUGAGGAUCUGGAUCUGGGGCAUCUGUGUGCCGUCGGCCGGUUGGGCGCUGGUGCCUGUCACGGUGAUGCCGGUGGACCGCUGGUCGAUAGCCAGGGACGCCUCGUGGGCGUCGGCAACUGGGGCGUGCCCUGUGGUCUUGGCUAUCCGGAUGUGUAUGGCUCUGUGGCCUACUAUCUGGAUUGGAUCAACUUGAUGAUGACAGACGCGGGCACCGCCUGCUAAAGUCACCCCACGGGGCCAAAGUUGGGUUCAAGAGCCACACAGAACAAAAAUAGCAAACGCCAUAUACAAGCGGCGUUUGCGAAUCGAUCAAAGUAGCCAGUAAACGUUUAUCACACCAAAUAUCGUAGUCAUAAAAUAAUAAAUUAUGAACAAAUAAAA